UAGCGGAGGGGGAAACUGGCCGCACCGACAGAGCCGUCGGAUUGGGGCAGCAGCCGGCGAGUGGAUCCGGCAACUCCCAAGAAGCAGACGCAGGCGGGCCGGCGGGUGCCGGGUGCUGGAAAACGAAGGGCAGGCUUUCCCCGCGGGUCUGUGAAGGUCAGCAGCUCCAGCGGGUGCCAGUCAGCUUUAAGAAAAAGUAGAAAUCACUCCUGACUGUACUGAAUAGCAAAAAUUAAGUGACUUUUCCUGUACUGCAAAUCAUGGCACUACCAUUCCGGAAGGACUUAGAAAAGUACAAGGACCUGGAUGAAGAUGAGCUCCUUGGAAAUCUAUCAGAAGUAGAACUGAAACAACUGGAAACUGUUCUCGAUGAUCUUGACCCUGAGAAUGCCCUUCUGCCUGCAGGGUUCCGGCAGAAGAACCAGACGUCAAAGUCCGCCACAGGGCCGUUUGAUAGAGAACAUCUCCUUUCAUACCUGGAGAAGGAGGCAUUGGAGCAUAAGGACAGGGAAGACUAUGUGCCCUACACUGGAGAAAAAAAAGGGAAAAUAUUUAUCCCUAAACAGAAGCCUGUACAGACUUUCCCAGAAGAAAAAGUAUCUCUUGACCCAGAAUUAGAAGAAGCUUUGACAAGUGCUUCUGAUACAGAAUUGUGUGACCUUGCAGCUAUCCUUGGGAUGCACAAUUUGAUAACGAAUGCACAGUUAUGUAAUAUAGUGGGAAGUAGUAAUGGUGUCGACCAAGAACAUUUCUCAAAUGUGGUGAAAGGUGAAAAGAUUCUUCCAGUAUUUGAUGAGCCACCAAAUCCAACCAAUGUUGAAGAGACUUUAAAGAGAAUUAAAGAAAAUGAUGUUCGUCUUGUUGAAGUCAAUUUGAAUAAUAUAAAGAAUAUCCCAAUUCCAACUCUAAAAGAUUUUGCAAAAGCUUUGGAAACCAACACACAUGUGAAAUAUUUCAGUCUUGCAGCCACCCGGAGCAAUGACCCUGUUGCUGCUGCUUUUGCAGAUAUGCUGAGAGUGAACAAAAAUUUGAAGAGCUUAAAUAUGGAGUCCAACUUUAUUACAGGAGCUGGGAUUCUAGCACUGAUUGAUGCUUUGAGAGAUAAUGAAACCCUGGCAGAGCUCAAGAUUGACAAUCAGAGGCAGCAGUUGGGGACAGCUGUGGAAUUGGAAAUCGCCAACAUGCUUGAGGAAAAUACAAAUAUCCUUAAAUUUGGUUAUCAGUUUACACAGCAGGGACCCCGAACCAGGGCAGCUAAUGCUAUAACAAAAAACAAUGACUUAGUUCGCAAAAGACGAGUUGAAGGAGACCACCAGUAAAUCCACCGAGAUACAAUCUUUGGGAGACUUUAAAAGGUCACCAAGGGCUCAUGUUGGUGAUGUCAGAUGUAAAAUUUUCCUGGAUAGAAGGGAAAAGACUGGAAAUCUUUUUUUUUUUUUUUAACUACAUGUAUCUUUUUUCUAGUUUACAUUGUUAUCAGUUUCAAAUUGCAAAAUCAAUAGUAGGUGAUAUUUUGUAUUUUAUAACAUUAUUUCUUUCUGCUAAAAUCAGUUUUAAUUUAGCUUAAAUGGUUUGUGAGGAGUCAUGAGUUUAAAAAUGCAAUUGUAAAAAAAGUUUAGGAAAUCAUUUACGUAGAUAGUAUGAACAUUUUAAGGACUGAUCUUUUUUAAAUCAAAAAGGGACAUUACUGCCAUUAGAAUUGCUAUUGUACCUGUUAGGUACAAGACAUUCACAGCUUUCCUUAUUCCAUCACAUGGAGCCCUGUCCUGUUUUAGAAUACAUGAACUUGGCAAGAGUGUGCUUUUUGCUUCUAUCAAGAAAGCAAGAUACCAGAGUUUUAAAACGACUCCAAAUCUGGUCAUCGGCUGAGAAAUAAAAGCCGGUCUGUUGGGGAGAGAAAGGGGCCUUCUGCACAUUCCUGGUCACCGCACUUGUCCACUGUGGCACCAACACCUGGACUUGUUUCAACAAAGUCAUCAGCUUGGCCAGGUUAGUACUUUGUUUAAAAGGACAGUUAUGGCUAAAUUCACUAUAGUUUUUUAUUUCAAUAAUGUGGGCAUUACUAAAUUUUUGUGAAAGCUCAUAGUAAAAAGCAUCGAAGUAGACAAGCUGUUUUCUUCCCUGUAAAAGCAUACAUAUAGUCAACUCUUGGUUACUUAGGAUAAUAAGAAAAAAGGCGGUUAUUAAACACAUGACAUCGAAGAUAACAAACAUGAUGGAAUUUAAGUCUGAGGCACAUGCCAAAUAGUCACUUAAACUGAUGCUUACUGUAAAUUAGAAACUGGCAUGUGUAUAAAUUGUGGCACAGUAUCGUGAAAGUUUGUGUGUGCACUGCAGAAUUACAUCAAUAACACUGAAUUGGCACUCCACGAAUUUUCCAACCAGUAGGGAAAACUGUUCUUCAUCCAUCUACUUUUAUAUUCCCUCUCAUCAUCUGGCUUUUUUGUCCAUAUUGUGUAAAAGGAAUCUCUCACAAGAGAAGUUUCUUCGUACUGCUCACGGUAUUCAAACGAGCACUUGCACGGUGUACCAUGGUGGGAUGUGGACCUGUUCAGGUCAGCGCCUGGAGCAGACGAUGGCAGAGUUGGCCCAGCUACAGAGGGCAGGCAGGAAAAAAUCUGAGUAAUCCUGACCCCCAAAAUUGAGGCCUGACUAUCCUCUAUCACUUACAUGGAGUAAAGGGAAGAAUCCCAGUUAAAAGUAAGGAUAGAUGUGUUGAUUCUUUUAAAAAGAAUUUUUGAAAUUGAAUUAUAAAACGUCACUCCUUUGGCUUGGGCUGGACAGUUUACUUAUUGAGCUAGGCAGCUUCUUGUGUGUGAUCUGGUAUUAACCCUUCUCAACAGGCAAAAGCUUCCCUCAGAAGAAGUGGGUGUCUUUGUUUUUCUGAAUCAAUAUCCAGUGUUUUAAAGGGGCCAAAGAUCGACUUUGCACUAUUCCCUUUGAGUUAGAGACCACUGAUUUUUUUUUUCCAAGUUAGCAAGGGUUUCUGUGUGUGUGUGUGUGUGUGUGUGUGUGUGUGUGUCCCCUUUUCAUAUGCAACUUUGGAAAUGUACUUGACUUUAGAGACUGCACCCUUCCAGCAGGAUGGGGAGUCAGCACGGAGCAGGCACCCAGGGCUUCCUUGCUUGCUUUGUCUAUAAGUCAGUGAACUGAUAAGUAUGUUACCCCUUCUAUCAUCAGGUUUUUUUUUAAUAGACAUAAGCGAGACCCUACAUAGUGUGUGUAUGGUACUUACGGGUAAUCUCUUUUUCACUGAUUAUUUACCUAAGUAUGAAGAAGUUAAGUGUUUAGCUUAUACCAUUCCAGUUCUCAGCUGUGACAGUGCAUUACAUAAUUGAAGAAAAGAUUUCAUGAAUGUCUUUAAAGCUGAACAUUCUUCCAACUGAAUACAGAAAAUCUUUUCAAGAGUUGUAACUACAAGGGAGAAAACUGGUGUUUACUUUGAUCUUUAAAACUCCAGCACCUCUUAACCAUUUAGUAACAUUCAGUAUUUCUAUAUAUAGCUCUAAAGCGUUGUAAUAGAUUAGGGUUCUCACAUAGUCUUGAUUUUUAAACCAAAGAUUUUUCUAAGACCAUACAUUCUGUAGGCUAACCAAUUUAAACUUACCUGGUUAUCUAAUCAAAGAAUAUUCUUUGCAUUUUUAAAUUGCUGUUUAAAGGCUUUUAAUUGCCCAUUUUGAAAAAUUUUAUAUUUGAAGAUCUCAUUUUUCAAGUAUGUCUACAUGAAAUUGUAUUGAAAAACAUCAGUAUUAAUACUAAUGCUGAUAUUAUUAAAGUGGAUUUUGGUGCUAUAAACUUGUAGCUAAAAUCUAGUAGAAGUCUUAAGUAUAGGUGAAAUACAUUCCUAAAGGUGCCUGUCAUUUAAAAGACCAAAUAUACAUUUUGUGUAUAAAAAACUCACAGAUUGUUAGAGAUUUCAAGGAGAAUUAUCUUGGUCAUUAAAUUGCAAAUUCUUGUUAUUUGAAUGAAGUAACCCACAUACUCGCUUUGUGCAAUAGAUGCACUCUGGAAAAGUUACAUGUAAAUAGAACUUUGUAAAUGGUUUUUCCAGUGACAGUAUCUGAUGUAUCUUCAUUUAAAAAGGGGAUUCCACAGUAUAAUAAAAAUUAUAAAAGAAAAAUUGUUUUCAUAAAAUGUUAGUCAUGUUCUGUUGUACAUUAUAUUUAAUCCUUGCCAUUAAAAUAAGAUGAAAAGAGGGGCACGUGGGUGGCUCAGUCAGUUAAGCGUCCGACUUCAGCUCAGGUCAUGAUCUCACGGUUCGUGAGUUCAAGCCCCGUGUCAGCUCUGUGCUGACAGCUCAGAGCCUGGAGCCUGCUUCGGAUUCUUUGUCUCCUUCUCUCUCUGCCCCUCUCUUGCUCGCUGUCGCUCGCUCUCUCUCUCUCUCUCAAAAAUAAAAACACUAAAAAAAAUAAAUAAGAUGAAAAGAUUCACAAGGUUUCAUAAAAUCUUCUCUAUUUUUGGCUCUGUGUUCCCAGGGCAUGCAGGUCUCACUUUCCCCUUGGAGUCAGGAGCCAUAGCACCUCCCACACGUCUGAGGACUGUGCUUUCUCUGGAAUCACAGUAGCUUCCACCUCUGCAGGUUUAGUCCUGUGCUCGUGCUCCUCCAUGACAGUGCCACUUCACUUAAAAAAAUUUUUUUCUAGUAUUACUGAGAUAUGAUUAACAUAUAACUUCGUAUUACUUUCAGAUACACAACAUGAUUUAUGUAUAUAUUGCAAAAUAUGUACCCCAAGUUUAGUUAACAUCCGUCACCUCAUAUUGUUUUAACGAAAUUAUUUUUCCUUGUGAUGUGAACUAUUAAGAUCUAGUCUCUUAGCAACUUUGAGAUACGCAGUACAGUACUGUCACCUGCAGGCACCAUGCUGCACAUUCCAUCCUCCAGACCUACUCAUCUUAUAACUGGGAGUUUGUAGCUUUCACCACCUUCACCCAUCCUCCACCUCCUACCCCCACGCCCUGGCAACCACCAGGCGAUUGUUUCUCUGAGUUCAGUUUUUUUAGAUAGUCCUAUAAAUGAGAUCAUAUAGUAUUUUCUCUGCCUUAGUUAGCAUAAUGCCCUUAAUACUAUUCAAAAGCGAAGUGGCUGCAACUAAAGACCUGGCACCCGCGAGAACCAAACAUGUGGACGUACCGGAACAACUGUUGCUCUCAAAGCUGUGAGCUCUUGGGUCUAACCAUCUUUAGAAGCGCCUUCCAUCAGCUCUCGCUGAGCAUUCAUGUUUUUCGGUCAUUCUCACCACAAGACUUACUUACCAAAGAAACUUCACUAUUUUUAAAUUGAGAAGAUGUAUUGAUAAGCAACGAUUUUUAUAUUCUUAUAUCAUUUUAAUUUGGUCUUAUAUUCUUCUGCAUUAUAAUUCCACUUAAGUCUGAUACUCCAAUAUUACUGAUAUUAAAUAUACUGAUAAAUAUUACAAAAUAUUAUUAAACUUGGCUAAUAGUCAAGUUUCUUUUGAAAACUGUACUGUAGGCAUUUAGAACUUAGACUUCAUACUGAAAUAAUUUCAAUAAAGUUUAUCAAAUAUUCUAUACACUUGGACUGUGUGAAAAAAAUCCCUUCAGUUCCUAUGUCC
Panthera uncia (snow leopard) is the source of this 5573-nucleotide messenger RNA. It is a transcript of the gene TMOD3, whose product is annotated as tropomodulin 3. The coding region runs from base 261 to 1319 and encodes 352 amino acids. The record is from RefSeq and is a predicted model, not a curated record. Lineage: Eukaryota; Metazoa; Chordata; Mammalia; Carnivora; Felidae. The transcript is spliced from 10 exons. Gene Ontology annotation, cellular component: myofibril; striated muscle thin filament. Gene Ontology annotation, biological process: myofibril assembly; pointed-end actin filament capping; muscle contraction. Gene Ontology annotation, molecular function: tropomyosin binding.